AUGCGACAUCUGGACUUAUCCUGGCUGGGGCUGGGGCCCAUGUCAGCCUCACCAUGGCUUCUCUUUUUCUUGGUUGGGGCUUCCUGGCUCUUGGUCCGCUGCCUCACCCAGAUCUUCACUUUGUGUGAAAAGUGUCAUCGUCUUCGUGGCUUUCCUCAGCCACCCAAGAGGAGUUGGUUUUGGGGUCACUUGGGCAUGUCCCCUCCCACAGAAGAAGGCAUGAAGGAGCUGACUGAGCUGGUGGCCACCUAUCCCCAGGGUUUUAUGACCUGGUUAGGUCCGAUAGUUCCCCUCAUCCAUUUAUGUCACCCUGACAUCAUCCGAUCUGUCGUCGCUGCCUCAGCUGCUGUUGCCCCAAAGGAUGCUAUCUUCUACAGCUUCCUGAAACCAUGGCUGGGGGAUGGGCUCUUGGUGAGCGCUGGUGACAAGUGGAACCGCCACCGUCGUAUGCUGACACCCGCCUUUCAUUUCAACAUCCUGAAACCUUAUGUGAAGAUUUUCAAUGACAGCACCAACAUCAUGCAUGACAAGUGGCUGCGCCUGGCGGCAGGGGGUAGCAUUCGUCUGGACAUGUUUCAGAACAUCAGCCUCAUGACCUUGGACACUUUGCAGAGAUGUGUCUUCAGCUUCAGCAGCAACUGUCAGGAGAAGCCUAGCGAGUACAUUGCUGCCAUCCUGGAGCUCAGUGCCCUCGUGGUGAAAAGAAACGAGCAGCUGCUUCUGCACAUAGACCCGCUCUACCGCCUCACACCUGAUGGAAUGCACUUCUACAAGGCCUGCCGCCUGGUGCAUGACUUCACUGAUGCCGUCAUCCAGAAGCGACGUCAGACUCUGCCCAGUCACGGUGGUGAUGAUGUCAUUAAGGCCAAGGCCAAGUCAAAGACUCUGGACUUCAUUGAUGUGCUGCUGCUAAGCAAGGAUGAAGAUGGAAAGGUGUUGUCAGACGAGGACAUCCGAGCUGAGGCUGACACCUUCAUGUUUAGGGGCCAUGACACCACAGCCAGUGGGCUCUCCUGGAUCCUGUACAACCUAGCGAAACACCCUGAAUACCAGGAGCGCUGUCGGCAGGAGGUGAGGGAUCUUCUUAAGGACAGAGCAUCUACAGAGAUUGAGUGGGACGACCUGAACCAGCUGCCCUUCCUGACCAUGUGCAUCAAGGAGAGUCUGCGGCUGCAUCCUCCGGUCGCAAUGGUCUCCCGCUGCUGCACCCAGGACAUUUGCCUCCCAGAUGGCAGGGUCAUCCCUAAAGGUGUCAUCUGCAUCAUUGAUAUUUUUGGAAUCCAUCACAACCCAACUGUGUGGCAGGACCCUGAGGUCUAUGAUCCCUUCCGCUUUGAUCCAGAGAACAUCCAGGAUAGGUCACCUCUGGCAUUUAUUCCCUUCUCGGCAGGACCCAGGAACUGCAUCGGACAGACUUUCGCCAUGAGCGAGAUGAAGGUGGCGCUGGCGCUCACACUGCUGCGCUUCCGCGUCCUGCCCGACGACAAGGAGCCGCGCCGGAAGCCUGAACUGAUCCUGCGCGCGGAGGGCGGGCUGUGGCUGCGGGUGGAGCCGCUGAGCUCUGGUGCACACUGA
This is a messenger RNA of Chionomys nivalis (European snow vole), 1575 nucleotides long. RefSeq names its product cytochrome P450 4F4-like. NCBI's taxonomy places the organism in Eukaryota, Metazoa, Chordata, Mammalia, Rodentia, Cricetidae. Gene Ontology annotation, molecular function: oxidoreductase activity, acting on paired donors, with incorporation or reduction of molecular oxygen; heme binding; iron ion binding. The transcript has 12 exons. The record is from RefSeq and is a predicted model, not a curated record. Bases 1 to 1575 code for a protein of 524 amino acids.